AGCAAAUAUAAUCUGAUUUUAUCAACCAGCUUUUACUGGUUCUGAUUUUGAAUAUGCUUCUUAAAAUUACAUUGAUAUUUUCAGUCAUCUACAAUUCAAAUUCCAUCUCAGGAAAGACUAAAAAUGUCGGCAGAUAUACCUUGGAAUUAUUCGAAUCCGAGGGUUCCUUCUCUUUUGCAAAGAGUGAUUGCAAAAAUAGAAAUGCAUGGCUCGUGGAAAUCAAAAAUGAAAAUAUCAAUAACGCUGUAAGAGAAUUAGCAGGAUCGUCUUCAUGCUGGAUUGGAUUGUCAUAUGAGAAUGGUCAUUUAAGAUGGAAUGAUGGAGAACCUGUACAAUAUGAAAUCUGGUCAAGUAUUGAAGAUCGUACAAGCCAAUGUUUCUCUAGUCGAAAUGCAAAAUUGAGUGGAUCAUCUAGUUGUAUAACAAAAAGAAAAUACGUUUGUCAAAGCGAUUCUGUUUCAACCGUCCAAUAUAAUUUUCAUUACGAAGAUAGCUCUAAGCGCACGUAUGAAGAAGCAAAAAUUGAAUGCAAGAAUUUGGAUGCUACAGCGCACCUAGCCUAUAUAAAGACCGAUGAUAUUGCAACGACGAUUAGAAAUAGUCUCGAAAGUAAAAGUGGAAAAUUCUUCGUCGGUGGAAGUGACCAAGAAAAUGAAGGUGUUUGGAAAUGGGAUGAUGGUACUGUGAUAAAAGAUAGGGGAAAAGGAAAUUGGAAGACAUAUUGGGGGAGUAGCGAACCAAAUGGAAAAACAGGGGAAAAUUGCGUUACUAUAGAUACUGCCGGAAAUUGGUUUGAUGUUCCAUGUGGAAAUGAUCAUUACUACAUUUGCCAAACAGAAAUAGUUGAAUGCCCCAAUGACAACAAUUUCUGUUCUGAUGGAGGGACAUGCUCCGUCACAAACGCGGGUGUUGAAUGCUUUUGCCCAGCCGGCAAAAUUGGCAGAAGAUGCGAAAAUGAUCUUUGUAUACCGGACCCGUGCAAAGGGAAUGGCAUUUGUAAUGAUCAAACAUCAUUUCCCUUUUACGAAUGUAACUGCUACCCUCCGUACGAAGGACAGUUCUGCCAAGAAUUGAAGUACAACACAUUUGGAAAUUGUCAAUACCACAUCAAAAAGAAUCCCCCUAUAAAUUACCAAAAUGCCAAAACCGCAUGCAAGAAUAACGGGGAUGAACUAGCAAUGAUUAAAACGGAUAUUCUUCACAACUGGUUGGAAAGAGAAGCAAAGAAUAUGUAUACAAGCUCUGGAUUCGGACAAACACUAUCGUUUUGGAUUGGUGGCAAUAAAGAGAGUGACUGGAAAUGGUCUGACGGAACUCGUAUACCAUUGUCAGGCGAGACGGGCAGUCAUUGGCGAUUUGGAAGACCAGGCAAGGAUUCUUGUUUGAAGAUGUCUGAAACUGAUAUUUCAUCGUCAUUUUAUUGGGAGGAUGAAUCAUGUACUAGUGGAGCUGGUUACAUAUGUGAAAGACAAACUCCUGGCAAAGGUCAGCCAUGUGAUAUUACCACUUGUGACAACGGAGGAACAUGCAAAAAUUUCGGUUGCCAAGCUCAAUGUGUAUGCAUUGCUGGAUACGGCGGUGAUAGGUGUGAAAAAGAUCUAAUAAAAAUCUCGGUCGACAAAAAUAAACUGACAUUGAAUGAAGGCGAAUCUGAGAUCGUCACGCUUACAAUAACAUCAGAAAUCAAAGUUAAAAUUAUGAUGUAUAAAGAUGGAAGCUAUAUAUUUCAACAAUCAAACGUAGAAAGAUCAUUCGAAUUCAGUAUAACUGGAAAAAGCGGAACAACAAAAGAAACUUUAUAUAGCUUUAAUGCUCGGCCAAUGCAGGGGGAAACUUUUGAAAGAAGGGUAACAGUAACAGUCGAAGUUAUUUCUCCUGCACGCAUUACCGAAUUGAGUAGAGAAUCAAUACUUGUUCCACAAAAUGGUGAUUGGUACAUUCGUUGUGGAGCAACGGGAGUUCCGAAACCUACAAUACUAUGGUACAAAGAUAAUGUAGAAAUAAGGAGAACUGGAUACGAAGUGAGACAAGAUGUAAGGACUUCUUAUUCGGAUCUGCAAGUCCGCACAAAUGCACUCGAGUCUCAUGCAGGUAUAUACACAUGUAGAGCUUCCAAUAAACCACCAAAUUCGAAAGAAGUUAUUGUUGAGCGUUCUGCGUAUUUGAGAGUGAAAAUUCAUGAGUCAAACUCUUCUCCAACUGACAAAGAUGUGAGCUUCAGCGAAAAAAUGGAAUUCUCCUGCACUUUUGAUGGAUUCCCAUUGCCUGAAGUACGGUGGUCUUUUGUUCGUGGUAAAUACGAAACAAACAUUCAAGAAACGGAAGGAUCAAUAUAUCAAAUUGCAAAAAGUGUUUCAGGACUUGGGCCAGUAAAAACAGUUACAAGCAAAUUGAUGGUGACUGCCGCUGGCUGCAUGGGACAGGUGGAUGUUAAAUGUUCCGCUAACAACAGUUUCGAGAACCCCACAGACAACGUUAUAUCAUUUGCUGUUAAUAAAAGUGAGUUUGUGAACCAUAAACGAUAG
Messenger RNA from Styela clava, 2525 nucleotides. Lineage: Eukaryota; Metazoa; Chordata; Ascidiacea; Stolidobranchia; Styelidae. The record is from RefSeq and is a predicted model, not a curated record.